GGUCUCCGAGGAGACGGCCGGAGGCGGGGCUGCCCAAGGAGACUCCGCGGCCAAGGAAGGAGAAAGAUCCCGGGAGCUGGAGGAGCCCCGCGGCGCGUGGAGUCUGCAGGUCCCCGAGCCCUUCCGGCCCGCAGGAGAGCUGGGUCUGGGCGCGCCACGCGGGCGGCGCCAGGGAGCGGCGGGCAGGCGCGGCCUAGUCAGUGCCUUGGCCAGAGACGCCCCGCGCCUCGCGACCACCGCAGAGGCCGUCGCCGCCGUCCCGCCGCCUCCACGCCCGGCUCCCGGCGCGGCGAUGGGCGCGGCCCCGUCUCUGCCCGGGCCCGCCCCUUCCCGCCCUGCAAACCCGCGAGACGCCGGGGGACCUUGGGCGUCCUGCAUACAGCAGCAGCUUUGGCGCUUCUCCGCGGUCCCACACCGAUAAGGUGAGCACAGCGACCUGAAGGAUGCACAAAACUUCAAAUACUUAAUUAUUAAGUGAAAGUGGAAAGGGGGAGGGGCUUUCUCGCCUUUCCAGAAUCUGGGCAGUUUCUUUGGAACCGGUGAAGAAACUCUUAGGAACUUGAGUUUUGAUGGAGGAACAUACAUGUGGAUGAAGAAGUCUUGGAACCCAUUGGAAAUGUCCAUCCAGUUGGGAGCUAUGAGUCUGAAAUGAACAGCAUAAUGUCUCCAGAAUUGCCAAAUGUUCCCUAAAGGUACAAAAUGGCAUAGUUGAGAACUACUGGUAUGGAGGCACUAUGGCAUGCCAUGCUCUAGGAAGCCCACAGAAAUGCAGCUCUGGGAACUAAAGCUGAAGAAACCCAGGAGGCCCAUUGGUAUCUUCUUGGAAGAGGAACCAGUGAGGUUACUCGGAGCAGUGACUGCCAUCUGGUGGUUAACUAGAAUUAUCACCUUGUGUAGCCUGACGGUUAAGCUGUCCACUCUUGACUCCCAUGGCAUGUGGUGGCAGCAGCGGACCAGUUGAAGGAUGUCUGAUUUUGAAGGGUGACCAGCUGAAGAUUGUCUGAUGAAGGAGCCUGGUGAAAUAACCCUUUGCUUCUACCUGAAUGGGUUUUCACUCCGGAUUCUGAGUCUGGAGCCAGCUCCAAAAUGGGGCCUCUGAAGAAAAGAUUGGAGUUCCUCUUGUGUUUUAGUCAGAGAUCUGCAUCCCUUACCAGUGGGUAACCAAGACUGAAUAAACACACACCAACAGGGGCAUGUAGUGACAUGGAGCCUGAAAUAAACUGCUCUGAAUUGUGUGACAGCUUUUCUGGCCAGGAGCUAGAUCGGAGACCCCUUCAUGAGCUCUGCAAGACAACAGUUACAUCUUCCCACCACAGCAGUAAGACCAUCUCUUCAUUAUCUCCUGUCCUCUUGGGUAUUGUUUGGACUUUUCUCAGCUGUGGACUUCUGCUGAUACUUUUCUUUCUUGCCUUUACAAUUCGCUGCAGGAAAAACAGGAUUGUGAAGAUGUCCAGUCCCAAUCUGAACAUUGUGACCUUACUGGGCAGUUGUCUGACUUACAGUAGUGCUUACCUCUUUGGGAUUCAAGAUGUGUUAGUGGGGAGCUCAAUGGAAACUCUCAUUCAGACAAGACUGUCCAUGCUGUGUGUUGGGACCUCCCUUGUGUUUGGCCCCAUUCUGGGAAAGAGCUGGCGACUCUACAAGGUGUUUACCCAAAGAGUCCCGGACAAGAGAGUGAUUAUUAAAGACCUGCAGUUGCUGGGGUUGGUGGCAGCCCUGGUGAUGGCUGAUGUGAUCCUGCUCAUGACAUGGGUGCUGACUGAUCCCAUCCAGUGCCUCCAGAUCCUCAGUGUCAGUAUGACGGUGACAGGGAGAGAUGUUUCCUGCACUUUAACCAGCACCCACUUCUGUGCUUCCCGUUAUUCCGAUGUUUGGAUUGCUCUCAUUUGGGGAUGCAAGGGCCUGCUCCUGCUGUAUGGUGCCUACCUGGCUGGCCUGACUGGCCAUGUCAGCUCCCCUCCUGUGAAUCAGUCCUUAACCAUCAUGGUAGGGGUCAACAUCCUCGUACUGGCUGCUGGGCUUCUUUUUAUAGUCACCAGAUACUUGCACUCCUGGCCCAACCUGGUCUUUGGACUCAUGUCUGGAGGGAUCUUUGUUUGCACAACUACAAUCAACUGCUUCAUCUUCAUUCCCCAGCUGAAGCAAUGGAAGGCAUUUGAAGAGGAAAACCAAACAAUCAGACACAUGGCGAAAUAUUUCAGCACUCCCAGCAAAAGCUUCCAUACCCAGUAUGGUGAAGAAGAGAACUGCCACCUGAGGGAAGAGAAAAGCUCCAUGGAGAGGCUUCUCACAGAAAAAAAUGCCGUGAUCGAAAGCCUGCAGGAACAAGUAAACAAAGCCAAAGAGAAGCUUGUGAGGCUGAUGUCAGGUGAGUGCACCUAUGACCUCCCAGACGGGGCUGCCCCACCUGCCUCUUCCCCAAGCAAGGACGUCCAGGCCAUAGCCUCGGUCCACAGCCUGGCAGCUACUCAGGGGCCUUCAGGACACCUCUUUGACUUUCAGAAUGAUCCCGGCAUGGUUGCCCAGGACUCCCAGUGCACCUCAGGGCCCUCCUCACAUUCGCAAAGACUUGACAGGCCUGGGAAGGACAUCAGCCCCUUCCCAGGGAAGGAGGAGAAGAUAUCUGACUUGAAAGACUUUUCUGAUCAUUUAGACUCAGGUUGUAGCCAGAAGCCAUGGACUGAGCAAAGGCUGGGUCCAGAAAGAGGAAACCAAGUCCCCAUGGCCCCCAGCCACAGUUUCCUACCAGGCAAAGGAGGCUCAGGUCCCCAGAGACAGAAGCAUCUGGAGAACUCAGAGGAGCCCCGAGAGUGGCAGUCAAAGGUCAAUUCAGUGAUCAGGGAGAAACUUCAGGAGGUAUUACAAGAUCUGGGCCUGGGCCCUGAGGCUUCCCUCCCCACUGCCCCCUCUUGUUGCCAGCACCCCUGGAGGAACAGUGCUGCCUUCAGCCCCCAAAAGAUGCCCCUCUCCAAGGAGCUGGGCUUCAGCCCUUACAUGGUGAGCAGAAGGCGGGCAGCUCAGCGGCCCCACUCACACUUUCCUGGCUCUGCUCCCUCAUCUAUGGGGCACCGGGCAAAAAGAACUGUUUCUGGGGUACACAGCAGGCUAUAUGUGGAGAAUGGGGACAGCCCCAGCCUGGCCCCACAAACUGCUCAUUCCAGAGUACGAAGACCUUCUUCCAGGAAGCCUUCACUACUUUCAGAUUCUGCAGGUACCCUGGAGGGCAGCAAACAAAGUCAGACAGAGCCAGAAGGGGCUAGAGGGAGUGAAGCAGUCUUUCUUCCCCAGCCUUCUGGUUCUAGCCAGGCACCAAGUCCUGCUGCCCCAGGCCUCUCCAAAGCCUCAUCUGACUUGCCUGAGCAGUGGCAGCUGAGGCCCCCAGUCCCCUCAGUCUGUCCCUCCCUGUCUUCUCAACACAGCUACUUUGACACUGAGUCCAGCAGCUCAGAUGAGUUCUUCUGCCGCUGCCACCGGCCCUACUGUGAAAUCUGCUUCCAGAGCUCUUUUGACUCUAGUGACAGUUGCACAUCAGACACUGACUCUGAGCCUACUGGGGGGCUGGCUUCCUGGGAAAAGCUGUGGGCCCACUCCAGCCCUAUUGUGAACUUCAAAGAUGACUUGAAACCCACACUGGUGUGAAAAGCAACAGAGCUGGUCUAGACACAGAGGUCAGGCCAGGAGAAGCUGUACCAAGGCCCAAAGGAGGAGAGCCAAUUUCUGGUCUUUGGGGAACAGAUUAGUGCCCUGCAUUUGACCAGCCCAAACCAUGUUUCAGCUAGGCUCACUGUGUUACUUUGAGCACUUCUUGAUCUAUAAAAAGAGGGGCAUUGCCUGUCCUGUUACUACCUCGCAGCCUUACUAUAAAAGACUCCAGAUGAGUGACUAUAAAAGAUAGUGACUCCUUGGAUAAAAGUUGCUGCAUGAACACAGGAUUUUCUGUCCAGGUCAGCCUGCAUUCUAUAAAACUCCUAAUAUAUUCAGAUAGAUGGCUGAAUUGACAGAUGAAGAAAUGGGAAAUUUCUGCAGAUCCUGAGGUGUAGACUGUCACCCAUCAAACUGGCGUUUCGGUGGACAGACCUACCAGGAAGAUAAAUCUCCUAUAUCCUUGGGCCUCCUACUCCUGGAAGGCAGUGAUUUUGUUUCUGCUGAAUGUUGUGAAUAGCACCUCCCUAGAUUCCAGCUUCUGGACAGACUCAGCUCAGAGCCACCCCCACACCACUAUUUCUUGUAUCUUUUCACCAUUAUUGGCACCUCACCCUCCUCUCUGAGACAGAUCUCCAGGUACCCACAGGCUACCCAGAUCUCUCUCCUGGGCUUGGAUAUACCUGAUUUCCUGACUGUCGCCACUGUCCCCUGGUCCUGUGGCCCAUCCUCUUGAUUCACCGAGUGGUGCAGUUUUGUACUGGCGGGGGACACACACCAGCAAUUUCUGUCAGGGUGUGGGAGAAUCUGUCGGUCAAGAGGUGCUUUUGGUUCCAUUGAGGUUACAUGAGUACCAACAGACACAUAAACCUGGAAACCAAAUGGGGAAAUAAAAAGGAAGGCAUGGGGCACAAGAAGACAGGAAAGAAAACAGGAUUUGAACAUUUAACUUGAGGCUAGCACACUACAUGGCAAUAUCCUAUUUCUGUGAUUCCUUUUGAUAACCCUGUGAAGUAGACACUCUCAUUUUUACAAACAGGGAUUAUGAAGCUUAGAGAAAUGAGAUGACUUCCCCCAACAUCACACUGCUGGACAGCUCCUGGGACUCGAGUAGGUGGAUUUUCCCAGGACAUAUGGCUUCACUCAUUCCUCUGGGAGUGGCAGGCGAGGCUUGGCAGAUGAGACAACAAAGCAAAGCUCGUGUAAAAAAGGCCGAGAUGUGCUCCCUCAGUCCAGAAUAAUAGACCUGUGUCCUCGCCUUGGGAAAUGGGCCUCCACUUCCCCACUGCCACAGAGCACACUGGCACCUCCCAAGGGAGCUGGGGAGCUGGUGAAGAAUGAGUGCCAGGAACUCAGCCACUACCAGAGCUGCAGGGAGAGCACAGCUGGGUCUGCUGUGCUUGUUGCUGAGCUGGCUGUCAUGUCCAGGCUGUCCUCUGCCCCAAGGCCUGUGUGUACAUCUAUUGGUGUGCACAUGUUUGCAUGAAGGAGUUCAACCCUUAUUAAAAUAUGCUCAGAAGGGG
Molecule: messenger RNA, 5165 nt
Organism: Callithrix jacchus (white-tufted-ear marmoset)
Lineage: Eukaryota; Metazoa; Chordata; Mammalia; Primates; Cebidae
Gene: GPR156
Product: G protein-coupled receptor 156
Biological process (GO): gamma-aminobutyric acid signaling pathway; G protein-coupled receptor signaling pathway
Cellular component (GO): membrane; G protein-coupled receptor heterodimeric complex
Molecular function (GO): G protein-coupled GABA receptor activity
Source: RefSeq, a predicted model, not a curated record